AUGCAGUUCAAGCUUCUCACCAUCGCUACCGCCUUCGCCGGCCUCGUCGCCGCUCAGAAGAGCGAGCUGACCCCUCAGACCGUUGUCAAGAGCAUCGAGGCCGUCACCGAUCUGUCCCAGGAUGCCAACAACAUCCUGACCGACGUGAGCUUCAAUAACCUUCUCUCCGUAAUCCCAAGAGCCCUCGACAACAUCCGUGAGAUCGCUGUCGCCGUGCGCACCGACAUCACCAUGAUUGCCGAAGCCGACAAGUCCAAGCCCUUCCCCGCGGACGGGCAGAACCAGGUGUGCGAGGUGUUCCGCGACUUUGUCCGUGUUCAUCAGGCCCUUCUCAACACCAUCAUUGGCAAGAGCAGCUUCCUCUCCGGCACCCCUUUCACCGCUCCCAUCACCAAGGUCCUCCGCACCAUCGAGGGCGGUGUCGACAAGCUCACUUUCGGCAUCAUCGAUCUUGUCCCCACCUGCAAGAAGGGUCUCGAGAGCGACAAGAAGGACCUUGAUGCUUCUUUCAAGAAGACCUUCGAGGCGCUCUAA
Verticillium alfalfae VaMs.102 is the source of this 534-nucleotide messenger RNA. RefSeq lists its product as hypothetical. Lineage: Eukaryota; Fungi; Ascomycota; Sordariomycetes; Glomerellales; Plectosphaerellaceae. The transcript has 2 exons. Bases 1 to 534 code for a protein of 177 amino acids. The record is from RefSeq and is a predicted model, not a curated record.